GGAGCUGUCAUGCGGCAGAUUAUCUUGAUCCAACCCCUGCUAAAUCUGAGACCAUACUCUUAGGCGCUCUCCUGCGACAGUCAAGACAUCCCUAUGACCGCAUUCGUCGUGUUUUGGGAGCUCGUACUACAAGCUCGACUACAAGCUGCAUAUGCUUGUGCGCCGAAACUCAAAUGGAACUACCCAAGAGUACUGAUCAAAUCUGAGCACCAGACUCACUUCUAUUUCUUUACUUUUCUUUGUUCUUUUUUUUUUUUCAGAUCUACACGCAACUUAACCUCUAUCGUCCAAGACCGAAGUUCCAAGGCCUUGAUGCGGAGCUUAAUCUCGAAUAUAGUGCAGGAUAAACUAUUGUGGGACCGACAAAAAGCUCUUUUGAAAGUAACUACUCCCCGAUACCACAAGCACAAAAUCUUACUCAGAGUACAACCGGCAUAUUACUUGUGGAGAAGGAAGGGCUUUCAGGAAAUUACCUCUCUUCUAGGCUCCUUCGCUUAUGAGCCUCCAGCCCCUCCGGUGGGUUUACUCCGUAAUGAUGCCCCAUUUCCGGAACGAGUGGAGUCUUGUAGAUCUAGCAAGCAAAGACCAACUCAGAGUACUCUGGAAAACAGAAAGAGUCUGCACAAUAUGGUGUCCCCACUGCUGGGGGUAUCAAGGCUUCGGAGUAGUACUGAUAUGAUGGCGUCGUUUGGAAAACCAGUGUCGAAUACCCGGCUGCCUCCUCGUUCGCUGGAAAAGGUGGUUAUUGCCUGUCGUUCUAGUCUUUGAUGGUCAAUCCAUACUAGCUCCAUGAUCUUCUAAGAACUCUGGAUCUUGACCAAUAGGGCAUGUCAUUCAGAUUCGCACGUGUCUCUGCAAACAUACUCUGGACAUUUGCGAGCAACCUAAACUAGUAAUUUAGCCGUCAAGG
This is a messenger RNA of Aspergillus pseudonomiae, 910 nucleotides long. RefSeq lists its product as uncharacterized. The record is from RefSeq and is a predicted model, not a curated record. NCBI's taxonomy places the organism in Eukaryota, Fungi, Ascomycota, Eurotiomycetes, Eurotiales, Aspergillaceae. The transcript is spliced from 3 exons. The coding region runs from base 94 to 768 and encodes 224 amino acids.